CCCAAAAGGUAUAAAAUUAGUAAGCGUUCCAAAUAUUUUUAUAAAAUAAUUAAUUGUUCACUCUACUUGCAGGCUGAACUACUGCACAUUACAGUGUAAGAGGUUACGCACAACGUACCCAAGCUAAAUUAAUAUUAGAGCUGCAAAGUAAUAAAUUAUAUUUGAUCAUUAUACAGUACAAUACAAAGUACUGUAUAUUACUAGUAAUAAGGUAUGACUUCCUCUUAUUUUUACUCAGUUGACACCCGAGGCCAGACACAAAGAUCAGUUUAAAUAAUUUGUUCCAAAUUCCCCCGAAAUAUUCUGGUUCCAUCCAUCCAUUUUCUUAGCUGCUUAUCCUCACAGGGGUCGCGGGAGUGCUGGAGCCUAUCCCAGCUGUCAACGGGCAGGAGGCAGGGUACACCCUGAACUGGUUGCCAGCCAUUCGCAGGGCACAUGGAGACAGACAACAUCCGCACUCAGAAUCACAGCUAGGGGCAAUUUAGAGUGUCCAAUUAAUGUUGUUGUUUUGGGAUGUGGGAGGAAACCAGAGUGCCCAGAGAAAACCCACGCAGGCAUGGGGAGAACAUGCAAACUCCACACAGGCGUGGCCAGGAUCGAACCCUCAACCUCAGAACUGUGAGACACUUUGCAGCUGAUCCACUAUUCCGCUUUCUACUUUAUUAUGGGAAUUAAUUUUAACUGGUUAGUGAUUAAUUUUAAGUUGCUUUUACCAUGAAUGAAAUUUGUUUCAUUGUCUUUAUUUUGAAAAUGUCAGCAACAACAAAAAAAUACUACUAAAAAAAUACAACAACAAAAAACAAAGCAGACAAACAAAAAACGAAAAUAGACAAAACCCGAUAGGUAGAAUCAAGUAAAACAGGUUUACAGCAUACACACUUUGACAUGCUCUAAAGAGGAAGUACAAUGUCAGAAUUAUUGGAAUUAAUCUUUUCUUGAUGUCUGUUGCUUUUCUUGAAGCAAAAUGUUUUGUUUUUUUUCAAAUCAGUAAAAACAAGCAAUCAGGUUUUACUUUGAAAAUUUAUUUUUUCAAAUAAUGAACAGGUGAAGCAUUUGACCCGGAACCAAUCAAAUAAAAGCUAAAAUCAUCUUGGGGCUUUGAGAACUAUAAUUUUGAAAUAUACCACCCAGUUCUAAAAAUGAGGUACCACUGUCCUGAUCUAAUCUACAAUCAGGGACUCGUGGAAUAACUCAUGACAUCCAACACAAAUACUGCAUAAUAAUGGUCAUUAUGUGGCAUUAAAGUGAGAUGUAUAUUAAUGUCACCAUAACAUGCAGUUGUCUCAAAGUUCUUGGCUGCUGGAAGGAAAAUAUCAUUCAAUCUUGCAGCGUAAUGCAGCUGUUUUACACCAAUUCAUACUAUAACUGCAAUCCAUCCAUCUAUCUAUCUGUCCAUCCAUCCAUCCAUUUAUAUGUACCACUUAUCCUCACUAGGGUCGCAGCCAUGGUGAAGCCUAACCCAGCUGACUCUGGACGAGAGGGGGCGUACACCUUGAACUGGUUGCCAGCCAAUCAGAAAGCACUUAUAGGAUCAACAAACAACCAUUCAUACUUCCAUAUUCAGCUAGGGGCAAUUUAGAGUCUUCAAUCAAUCUACUGUGCAUGUUUUAGGAUGUGGGAUAAAACCAGAAUGCCCGGAGGAAACCCAGGCAGGCACAGGGAGAACAUACGAACUCCAGACAGACGGUGCCGAGAAUUGAUCCCCAGUCCUCAGAACUGUGAGGCAGAUGUGCUAAGCGGUCAUCCUUCGUGUCGCAUUAAUAGGCAAAUUGUAAAAGAAUAAUCAUCCGACAGAAAAUAUCAAAAGCAUUAUUAUCUUUGCCAAAGGAAGAUUGUCCCAUGCUGUCUCGUUUUAAAUCUACUAAAUGAUGUAGGUAACUGGUUCGUGUCAAAAAGUGUAUGCGUAAAACAGAUAUUCCGUGAAAUUUUAUGACCAAAUUCUUAAUGCAGCUAUAUAAUGUUUUGAAAUAGUGAACCAUGUACACAAAUGUCCUGUGAAAGAAGCAUUUGACCUCAAACACAAGACAAUCCUCGCAUGUUCUAGAUGACUUGAAGGCAAUUGUUGAUUCAGUGCAGAGGAAGGAAGGAACUGCUUCCUUUGAAACAGGAAAGUGCCCCCCCCUUUCCUUUUUGGAGAAGCAAACAUUUGUGUGGUGUAAGAGACAGAAGACAAAGUGUCCUGUGCAGUUGUGAUGGUUUUGCAUCUAAAAGUUUGUUCCACACUUUGAAUCCAAUUCCAGGUUGGCUCUGAGCACCUUCACCAGAAUGAGCACCAACCCCUCUGACGAAUUCUUCCAGGCCACAAAUCACGCUGAGCAGACUUUCCGAAAGAUGGAGAGCUACCUGCAGCAUAAGCAACUGUGUGAUGUGCUCCUAUUAGCAGGCGAUCACAAGAUACCAGCUCACAGACUUGUUCUAAGCGCCGUCUCCGACUACUUUGCCGCAAUGUUCACCAGCGACGUGAGGGAGGCCAAACAGGAGGAGAUCAAAAUGGAGGGGGUCGAUCCAGAUGCCCUCACCUCCCUGGUCCAUUUUGCCUACACUGGUGUCCUUGAGUUGAAGGAGGAGACCAUCGAGAGUUUAUUGGCGGCAGCUUGCCUCUUGCAGCUCUCACAAGUUAUCCAGGUUUGCUGCAACUUCCUGAUGAAGCAGCUUCACCCCUCCAACUGCCUGGGAAUACGGUCCUUUGCUGACGCUCAGGGCUGCGUGGACCUUCUCAAUGUGGCUCACAACUACACAAUGGAAAACUUUCUGGAGGUUAUUCAGAACCAGGAGUUUCUUCUGCUACCCACGGCUGAGAUAGUUAAGCUUCUUUCCAGCGAUGACAUCAACGUGCCAGACGAGGAGACCAUCUUCCAGGCCCUGAUGAUGUGGGUGAGGCACGACGUCCAGCGUCGACAACAGGACCUCGGAGUGCUUCUCUCUUAUAUUCGCCUGCCUCUUCUUCCUCCGCAGCUUAUUGCUGACCUGGAAAACAACAAGAUGUUCUCUGAUGAUCUGGAAUGCCAAAAACUGUUGAUGGAGGCCAUGAAGUACCAUCUUCUACCAGAGCGCCGUCCCAUGUUUCAGAGCCCGAGAACCAAGCCCAGAAAGUCCACAGUGGGUGCACUUUACGCUGUAGGUGGGAUGGAUGCGACUAAAGGUUCAACCACCAUUGAGAAGUAUGACCUGCGGACCAACACCUGGGUCCCGCUCGGAGUUAUGAACGGCCGCCGGCUACAGUUUGGUGUUGCCGUGAUAGAUAACAAGUUGUAUGUGGUCGGUGGUAGAGAUGGGCUUAAGACCUCUAACAUGGUGGAGUGUUACAAUCCGGUCAACAAAGUGUGGUCCACCAUGCCGCCUAUGUCAACACAUCGACAUGGACUUGGUACUGCUGUGCUGGAGGGCCCCAUGUACGCUGUAGGUGGUCACGACGGUUGGAGCUAUCUCAACACAGUGGAGCGCUGGGACCCGCAGGCCCGACAGUGGAACUAUGUGGCCAGUAUGUCGACACCACGGAGCACCAUGGGAGUCACGACGCUCAAUGGGAAAUUGUUUGCAGUAGGUGGCCGGGACGGCAGCUCAUGUCUGAGGUCUAUGGAGUGCUUCGACCCUCACACCAACAAAUGGAGCAUGUGCGCCCCCAUGGCCAAGAGGCGAGGGGGGGUUGGUGUGGCCACCUACAACAACUUUUUAUACGCUGUGGGCGGACACGACGCCCCGGCCUCCAACCACUGUUCCCGAUUGUCAGAUUGUGUUGAAAGGUAUGACCCCAAGACGGAUGCCUGGACCACCGUGUCCUCUCUCGGCGUUCCUCGGGAUGCGGUGGGUGUCUGCCUUCUGGGUGACAGGCUGUACGCUGUGGGUGGAUAUGAUGGCCAAUCUUACCUGACCACGGUUGAGUCAUACGACGCACAGAACAAUGACUGGACUGAGGAGGUCCCACUAAACAUUGGCAGGGCAGGUGCCUGCGUGGUGGUGGUGAAACUGCCGUGAUCAAUUUUUGUCCCACGCCUCCUUGAUAUAAACAAAUGAAGGCGAGCGGACCACCAAAACGACGAGGAUGCACUCUUUGAGAUUCUUUUGUUUUCAUCCUUUUGGCUUUUUAGAUUUUUGAGAGGUAAAAAAAAAAAACCAUGACCAAGCCUCUCCCCUCAUCAUUGGUGCACAUGUGGACCCACUGGGGAGGACCUGACUCGCGAACUGGAAUGCGCAUUCUUGAGAUUGUCAACGUGAUCAACAGUUUUUGCAUACACUUGGCAAGGCUGUAGCAAACCAGCAACAAGAUGUUGAUGUAUUGCUUUGUUAUUUUGAUUUUACAAAAAGAAAAAUGAAAAAAAAAUGUCAAUAUGAAACUACGUGAAAGUCACAUUAUCUGAACAACAGAUCUAUACAUAAACAUUUUCCUAGGGUUGUCAUCUCAAUCUGUACAUUUUUUUGGUCUACUUAUUUCCCUUUACAGCCACCCAAAAAAUAAAAAAUAAAAAAUAAAUAAGCACAUCACUGUGAAUAAUGAGACAAUACUAAGGUAAUCAAGUUUUCAGGUGGCUAAUGUAUCAAAAUAUGUAGUUUCUUAUCAAAGCUGUAGCGUUACACCACACCAAAGUAAAUUGCUUGUCCUUCACAGUCUUGCGGAUUGAAUAAAAGUUUACACAAUUGUGAAUGACACAAGAUAUAUCAUAUUGAUAUCUCACAUUGCUCCAAUUGUUUUGAUACAGUCCUGCUUGAAGCUGCGUCCUCAGAUCACUGCACUCGCAAUGUCUGAUUUCUUUUAUGUGCGCAGAGUGGAUUAUAUUGAGUUCACUGUGUGUUCUGUAACUUUUGUAAAUGCCUUCUAAGGUCACAUAGAGGGUCAACACAUAUUAUCUAAUUUUAUGACCCAAUAUCCAACGCGCGAGUGCAAAAAAUGUGUUCCUUUUCUAUUAGUUUUUUUUAUAUCAAUCUCUUCUGCCCUUAAGAAUUAAAUGACAAUUUUUAACUGCUAUAUUAAUAUGCUCCCUAGAGUGAAUGUUACUUUCUAUGUUUUUAAUCAUGACUUUGUAGAGCAUAAGAACAUCCCAAUAUAAUCAUGUUCAAAUCAAUGUUUAGAGAUUUGAAAAAAAACCCAAAUGAAACAUAGAAGCUUUUAUAUCAGGAUUUUCUGCUAUUUUCUUCCCGGUGCAGCAAUUUAUAAACCAAGCAUAAGUGUCUCAUCAACAGACUUGAGGACCAACUUCUCCUGCUUAUUUCCCCCCCGCUCAUUAUUUACCCUUCAAAUUGUUUUCAAACCUCCUACACAAACAACCUCCUCAAGAUUACUGCAAAUGGAUUUUGCAUACAAAAUACUGUUUUCAGUGUCAACAAAAGAAAAUGUAAAUGUUUAAUACAGGAACUCGUCCGUCUUGUCAAAUACGCAAACUCUCUACAGAAACAGAACCAAAACCAUUGUCACAAGCCGUGACUCAACAAGAUGUGUGCAUUAUUUCCCCUUUCGAUUUAAUGUACAAAUGAAUUAAGGACCGUAGUGUUGAUUAAUACAUCAGAACAUAUCAUAACAAUCCCUCGGCAGGCCGAUAUGUCGUCGAAGAGCUGUGAGAAAAAUAGAGAUGGUAUCAGGCCCAUCUAAUUGGAGACUAAUUAAGAGUUAUGAUGACAUCUACCCUUUUGAAAUAUUCACCUUUGAGACAUGGAAAAGUCAUUGCUCAAACUACCCAAUUCGUUGAAUUCUGUUCAUUGGUUGAAGUUGAAUUUGAAAUACAAGUGGAAUAUAACGAUGUACAUAGAUACAUUGUGUCUCAAUGUUAGCUGUAUAUUCACACAAUAUCAUUAUUUUUAUUGAUAAUAGACUGUUUUGUGAUUUUUUUUUUUACCACACAUAAAAAAAUGCAGUGUGCCCCAAAGCACAGGUGUCAAACUCAAGGCCUGGGGCCAGAGCCGGCCCGCUACAUGGUUUUAUGUGGGCCGCGAAGGCAAAUCAUGUGUGUCAACUCCCAUGAUUCCCGUUAAAAUCUGUACAAAAAUUUCAACUUGUCAUAUCAUAAAUUAUAAGAUGGAGAUAUUGCAAGGAUUUUUGUCUGACCAAACAUCAACAAUAGUUGAAAAACGCAUUACCCUUGAUUUCUGAUUCCAAACAGAGUUAAUAAAUUUCAAGUGUAAAUAUGAUGAGAUGAUUAAAGGUUUUUAUGGUUUCAGUCAUAACGGCCCUCAGAGGGAAACGGGAACCUACAAUGUGGCCCACUACAAAAAUGAGUUUGACAGCCCUGCCUAAAGCAAGUGACAUAUGGAGGAUACAAUAAAGGUUUAAUGCUGUUUACCAUCUAUAUCGUUUUUGUGUGAGUUCAGUAAGUUGUUCAGUCAGACGAGAAAAAUGUUCCACCACUCAAGUCUGAAAUUUGAAUUUAGGUUUUAGAACUAAGGAUAAGGAAUUUUUCUCAUGAGGUAUUGAUCAAAAUUACAACCCGCCAAGGAGAUUCUGAGAAACAGCUCAUUGGGCUAUUUGCAAGAACCCUGUGAGAACCAUUGGUACACAGAGUGGACCAGGUUCAAAAAACAGAUGUGAGAUGAACAAUGCUGAUACCUCAAAGCUGUUUUAAAUUUAGGCUGCAAGAGAUUGAGAGAGACUUGAUAAUGUGCAGGGGCGUGCUGAGACCUUUGGAGGGGCAGGUGCUCAAAGCUAAAAGUGGGGCACAUUGGAAGAAGAGUUUGAAAUGCCAUAGCAUUGCGCUGCAGGCUAUUCAUGAAAAGAGAAUCAGAAAAGACAGGAAUUGCAGUUUUCUACCACACAUUUGCUUUGUUGUUAAUCAGAAUGAUAACAAACCCGUUCAUUAACAUUUGGUGAGCAUAUGACACCUUUUUUGUGGUCAUAAGUCCCAAUGAUAUUGUGGCCAAAAUAACGGCCAUAGAGUUGUGUUAUUGUGUAAGACUGAGGGGUGGCAGGGGAGCUAUCCAGAGGUGCCUUGUUUUUUUAUUUUUUUUCAUUUUUUUUCUCUCUUUGCUGUUGAAACUGAUCUAACUUUUAUGUCGAAUAAACAUGAAUCUUACUUGUGGAUGAGCAGGUCAGGUGGUUUUGCGGAGAGAUUCGCUGCAUCCCCUCCCCAUCUGUAUUCCAACAUACCGUACUAUAUUAAUUCCUUAAAAAAUUGUAACUUAAUAUGUUUUUGUUUUUUCAACACAGUUACAUUAGAUUUGAUUGA
Messenger RNA from Syngnathoides biaculeatus (alligator pipefish), 7151 nucleotides. RefSeq names its product kelch-like family member 4 (gene klhl4). The coding region runs from base 2266 to 3975 and encodes 569 amino acids. Gene Ontology annotation, molecular function: protein binding. The record is from RefSeq and is a predicted model, not a curated record. Lineage: Eukaryota; Metazoa; Chordata; Actinopteri; Syngnathiformes; Syngnathidae. The transcript has 11 exons.